Daphnia carinata is the source of this 1806-nucleotide messenger RNA. It is a transcript of the gene rasp, whose product is annotated as protein-cysteine N-palmitoyltransferase Rasp-like. The transcript is spliced from 9 exons. The record is from RefSeq and is a predicted model, not a curated record. Gene Ontology annotation, cellular component: endoplasmic reticulum. Gene Ontology annotation, biological process: protein palmitoylation. Gene Ontology annotation, molecular function: palmitoyltransferase activity. Lineage: Eukaryota; Metazoa; Arthropoda; Branchiopoda; Diplostraca; Daphniidae. Bases 239 to 1732 code for a protein of 497 amino acids.
GCAAAAUAAUUGUAACCAAUGCUUCUUACCCACCCCCUUUCUAUCUUUUGAAUCUGAUUGGUCGACACCUCAGAAAUCGGCCAUCAUGUUUCUGAAAAACAAGUUUCAGCAAAUUGUUAAACCUGAUAGGCAACCUCGCAGAUCCAUGUGGUUUUCCAAACAAUAACAACCGACCGGUGACAGAAAACAAAAUUUUCAUUUAUAGGGGCCUAUCCAAAGUGAAUUUUUUCUUUGCGGAAUGGCAGACCAAAGUUUAAUAGAAUUAAAGAUUUAUUUCUUAAUCUGGACAGGGUCUGUUUUUUAUUCAAUGUACCAGUGCCAUUUAACUAGUGAUAGAUAUUCUCAGUACUUGUCAGAGGAUUUGGUUCCUGGCUGGAAAUGGGUAGGCAGAAAUGCUGAUACGUCUGACUUUGAAUGGAAGAUGUGGACCCCAAUAUUUUUUCGAUGGCUAAAAUUUGUUAUACCAUUCCUCAUCAUAAGUUUGACAAUCAAACGAAGAUUUCCAAAAAUAGUGCCUCUAGUCAGUAUUGCCAUGUCAUUCUGUUGGCUUUGGAGUAUGCUUGGACUGCAUUUAACAGUCUUCACAUUUAUCCAACCAGUGCUGUUCCUAUGGAUUCUACAAUUAUUUUCCUUACACUGUGUUUGGAUACUCUGCAUUGGGUUUACACUUGCACUGCAUUCAUCACUGUUUUCGGAUGUUAAAGCAGGUUUGUUUGAAGAAGAUUCUGUUCGGGAGUAUUUGUUUUCAGUUCUUCUAGCAUGGACCCACGCUCGUUCAAUUAGUUAUUUAGUAGAUACACGUUCUACCGGUCAUCAUAACAAAUUGAUGAAUUUCUACCACUACUGCUUCUAUCUCCCCCUGCUACCAACAGGGCCCUUGAUGCUUUAUCGGGAUUUCAAAUUUUCGAUGGAAAAUCCUGCAAACCAACCAUGCAGUUUGGCUCACCUAAUCAAGAGCACAGCGCUAAUUGCGCGUUACCUCUUUUGGUGGUUUGUUCAUCAGCUUGCGUUGCAUUAUUUCUAUCAUAGUGCAUUGCAAUAUCACAUUGGAAUUGUUCGACAGUUUGAUGUCUGGCCAGCUGCAGGACUUGGCUACACGCUUGGUCAAUUUUUUAUGACCAAAUACUUGGUUUUAUACGGAUUGCCGUCGGCGUUAUCCCGAUUAGAUCAUGUUGAUGCACCACCUCCACCCAAGUGUGUAGGCCGCAUUCAUCUCUAUUCGCAAAUGUGGCGAGAUUUCGAUCGCGGACUAUACAAUUUCAUGCUUCAGUACAUUUACAUUCCAUUUAAAGGGGCGUCGGACAAAGCGUCGGCAAAAUUAGCCGGAACAGCUAUGUGUUUCGGCUUUGUCUGUAUAUGGCAUGGUGCUUCGAAUGCAGUGAUCAUUUGGUGUGUCUCCAAUUAUGUUGGAAUUUGUCUCGAAACAAUGGGCAAAUCUUGUUCUACUUGCUGGCCUUUUGCAAAUUGGAAGGCUAAUUGGUCCUCUUCGAAUUGGCUACGAUUUCAAGCCGCCGUAGCUUCACCGCUACUUUUGAUGUCAGCGCUUUCUAAUUUUUGUUUCUUUACUGAUGCUGGCGUUGGAUACAUUCUUGCCAAAAAAGCUAUCUACGAAGGUGGAAUUGUGAGAUUGCUGUGUAUUUUGUUGGUCAUGUACUGCUGUUGCCAAGUUUCCAUGGCUUUGAAUCGUCGAAAUAAGAAAAAGCUUGUCCAUAAUCAGUCACAUCAGGAGUGAUUUCGUUCCAGUUGGGCGAUAAAAAAAGUAGUGCCUUGAUUUUCCGAUUGUUCUUCCUUGGGUCAAUAUGCUCC